GUUCGUCCGCACACUCCUUACCACUGUAACCGAUCCCUAUCCGGCAACACCUUCUUUACCGUUAGUAACAUAACCCAAAUGGUGCGAAUAUCAUUAAUAGCUAUUCUAGCUGUUGGGUUGCAGCUGAGCGCUGCUUCACAGCCUGUACCUCGCAACUACGCAGAGAGACUAUAUUAUACACUUCAUUCACCAUCUGAGGAUUUCGAAGCUGCCAAGCACACUGCUCAAUUGUUGAAUGCUCGAUUCGAAGGCUACGUUGGAGAACUUAAGAAUCAUUUUCUCAUCAGUGUCGAUCGUCCAUCCAUAAGUGCUCGAUCUGAAGUUGAUGAGCAUGACCAUACACUUACUGCGUUCAAAGCCUUAAAAGCGCAGAAACUAGACAAACGGGGUGAUGUUUCUGUCAGGGCAAUAUCGAGCAUAGAAAAACAAGUACCUCGCCGAAAGCUGGUCAAACGAGCUCCUAUCGAAACUUAUGAAGAGCGACAGGACCCUCCUGUGAGCGAAAACGCUGAUGAAGAGCAGAAGGCAAACGGCAAGAAAAUUACUUGGUGGCUAGAUGAGCCUGGAGCCUACUUGGCCAUGAAAAAGGAAUUGGGUAUAAAAGACGUUGGUUUUGAUAAUCAAUGGCAUUUGGUGAAUAGGGAGCAACAGGGCAAUGAUCUAAAUAUCACAGGCGUGUGGAAGCAAGGAAUUACUGGAGAAGGCGUUGUCGUUGUACUAUUGGACGAUGGCUUGGACUACGAGAGUGAUGACUUGAAGGAUAAUUUUUACGCUGAGGGAUCUUACGACUUCAAUGAUCAUACUCCACUUCCCAAACCUAGAUUAAUAGACGAUAAUCACGGUACACGAUGUGCUGGCGAAAUAGCAGCCGUCAAGAAUGAAGUUUGCGGAAUGGGUGUCGCAUACAAUGCUAAAGUAGCUGGUGUACGCAUUUUGUCAGCUGAAAUUUCGGAUGCUGACGAAGCAGAGGCUCUUAAUUACAAGUAUCAAGAGAACGACAUCUAUUCCUGCUCUUGGGGUCCUCCGGACAAUGGCGAAGUAGUUGACGCUCCCAAGGGAUUAGUGUAUGAUGCCAUUGUUAAUGGAAUCAACAAUGGUCGCAACGGAAAUGGUAGUAUCUUCGUCUUCGCAUCUGGAAACGGUGGCUCUUAUGACGACAACUGCAAUUUCGACGGAUACACUAAUAGCAUGUACACCAUCACUGUCGGAGCUGUUGACCGAUUGGGCAAGCAUCCAUACUAUUCUGAACGAUGCUCUGCACAACUUGUUGUUACCUACUCUAGCGGUAGCGCUUCACGUAUCUAUACAACGGAUGUUGGAAAACAAUCAUGCACUGACGGCCACGGAGGAACUUCUGCAGCUGCCCCUUUGGCAGCUGGUGUCUUUGCACUCGUUUUAUCGAUACGACCAGAUUUAUCUUGGAGAGAUAUGCAAUAUCUCUGCGUAAAGACAGCUGUUCAGGUAGCACUUGAUGAUGAUGACUGGACAACCCUACCCUCUGGCAGAAAAUUCAAUCACCGUUUCGGUUAUGGAUCUUUAGAUGCCUAUCGAAUCGUUGAAGAAGCCAAAACUCACGUCAAUCUUCGCCCACAAACCCACCUUGCUAUACCACACCUUACCAAGAAACCACAGCCCAUUCCCGAUCUAACCGGUCAGGAUGAUCAUAGCAAAGCUUUCAUCAGUACCAUCAAUGUCACUCCUGAGAUGGCAAAGGGUGUGGGAUUAUCAAGACUUGAACAUGUUACUAUUGGCGUCGACAUUCAGCAUGAACGCAGAGGUGAUCUGGAAAUAUUACUUGAAAGUCCACAUAAUGUAACCAGUCAACUGGCUGCUCGAAGACGCUUCGACACUAGUACCGAUGGAUUUGGAAAUUGGACAUUUAUGACUGUGAAGCACUGGGAUGAAGACCCUAUCGGUGACUGGACUUUGCGUGUCAUUGAUGCGUACAAUCCUGAGCAAACAGGAAGUGUUGUGCAUUGGACCCUGAAUCUUUGGGGAGAAGUUGCUGAGGAUUUCGAUCCAAAUGCCCAGCCUAUUGAAACCCCUGUGGAAACCUCCAGUACAGUUGAAGAGCCAGUGGAGACCACUACCGCCAGUUCAGAAAUUGAGACAGCCUCCGCAUCUCCAUCGGACAGCACAUCGUCUUCCCCCAUUGAGUCUGGUACUUCGACACCCGCAGCCGACCCUAUUCAAACUCCUGGCGCUGAACAUGCGGACGAGGAGCUGGAGGUGUCCCCUGUCGGAAACGGUACCAAUGUACCUGAACACAUAGUCUCCAGCGGUAGCACGAUUGCAUAUAUUGCGGUUGGAUCUGCCCUUAUUCUUGCAGCAGCAGGCAUUGCGUAUGUUGCUAAGCGCAAAUCAUGGGCAGACAAAGGAUACAAGGAGCCGCCAAUGUCAAAUAGAACUGAGGGAUAUGAAUUCGAUCUCUUUGCCGAUGACGAUGAUUCAGAAGCUGAAGAAGAUAAUGAAGACGAUACCGGAAGUCAUGCUACUAGUCCUAUGCUCGGACGAGAUAAGGGCAAGGGCAAAAUGGUUGCCAGCGAGCCGGAAGACUAGCCAUACCCCAAAAGCAUAAAAAUGUUUGAUAGAAAUUCAUUCUUCUAGAUAAAAACAAAUUCAUACCUUUUUUUCAAUUCAACGUCUUUCUUAAUGUUCGAUUGCAUGUUCUGAUUCAUAGUUUUGCAUUUUUCAUAAUAAGAUUCAAAUAUGGCCAAUUUCUGUUAGUUCUCAGCAACAACGUCUUUGAAAUGGGGGUCGACUGAGU
Umbelopsis ramanniana AG is the source of this 2767-nucleotide messenger RNA. RefSeq lists its product as uncharacterized. The transcript is spliced from 6 exons. The record is from RefSeq and is a predicted model, not a curated record. Gene Ontology annotation, biological process: protein processing. Gene Ontology annotation, molecular function: serine-type endopeptidase activity. Gene Ontology annotation, cellular component: trans-Golgi network; Golgi membrane. NCBI's taxonomy places the organism in Eukaryota, Fungi, Mucoromycota, Umbelopsidomycetes, Umbelopsidales, Umbelopsidaceae. The coding region runs from base 79 to 2559 and encodes 826 amino acids.